ACUUUGUCAUUGUACUUCCGCGCCAUAACAUCCUCGACGCUAGUUCAGGUUCCACACAUAUGCACCAACAGCCUGGUUUCAGGACGAAUUGUCCCCAGUAACUUCUCAUAGCCUCCUUGCUACGCACAGCUUCUCUAAUCUUCUUCUUCCCAUCUUGCAUCUGACACGAACCAAUCAGGUCGAAUACCCAAUUGAGAAUGUCUCCCUUCUUCCUCAGAGUGCAACUGUACACGCAACUCUGCUUCCAAGCCGGCUUCUCUUUUCCCGCUCUGCAUGCUUACGCCGCGUGGUGCAGGAACAACAGAUGAUCAUUCAAUCAAGAAUCAAGAUACGAUGAUCACCAUCCACAGUCUGCUGCACCCAUUUACAUACACGUCUCUUUUAUCACCUUAUUCAGUACCAAAUCUAUUGGGAUUCCCCGAUUUAAGCGCAAGGAGCUCGGGUACCGAUUUGCUCGAGAUACACUCUAUGCACGCUUGGAUCCCCUUGAUGCUUCGUGUCCUGAAUCCUUUAGUUCCUUGAUUCCCUUGCGGCGUUGCCAAAGGAUCAGGACUCCCGACCCGGAUGAGGCUUCGUAGGUGCCUUGCCGCCAUCGUUCUUGUUCUUGCCUAUACAGGACGCUGGAUCAGUUGGGAGACCCCUGGUCUCAGGUCCGAAUCGGAAUCCGGUAUCAUGGAGCCACGGAAGGGUGCCUCAGACUCUCGAUGCGGUCAUUUCCUGGUUGUUCAUCGAUGUUUCUUCCGUCAUUGGGCCUUACUGCAUCGGAGCUCUUCUGCGUGCCGUGUGGGCACCGUACCGUUGCAUGGGUCGGGAAGACAGAAAUGGCAUUGUAUUCGCUGUUUCAUUUUCACGUUGCAGCUCCGAUCCUCUGUCCCUCGAUGCUUGGCUUGGCUACAAUGUUGUCUAUAUGCUUUUUUCCGUUCCUUAAAAUUCGAUAUAUGCGAUCGAUAUGAGGCCUCACGAGAUCAAGAAGGCCGCGCGAUGACCAUCGUCCUCGGAACGCCUUUUUCAUAUCCACAUGCCGGCGGAACUCAACGUCAAUUGCAAACACCCCAUAUUCUUGGUUCUGUCUCAAGUUUUGGCCAUCCUCGCGGGAGGGUGCCUCGGGCUGUCCGCCACUGGAUACUGGUCGUCUCUGGUACCAGGCGACAAAUGAAAUCGGCGGACGUGUCAUGUCGCCUAUUACCUUAUAUUGACCAACUGUCAAUACGGAGCCUAGUAACCAAGCAUUUAGCUGCAUCGUAUGCAUGUGGACGGAAGCGUUUAGCAGGAGCUGCGGGUUUUGCUUCCACGUUUCAUCUCCACGCACGCACUUCCACCUGGCAUUAAGUGCCUUGAGCUUGUUCACAAGAUCUUGGUACUGACACCACCAUGCGGAAGGAAUGCUUGGGAUAGAGAGACCCGCUACCAGAUGGAGGAUAACGAAUUUGUCAAACCAUAAUAAUGACAGCCGAACACGAUUUAACCACAUGUUCCACUACAUUGUCCAAGCGUUCCCGUAGGCGUUCCUUUCUCUCGUUCAUUUCCACUGUACCUGUGUCAAGUCUAAAGUUCUAAUGGACGAAACGCACUUCUUGACACCUCUUCUCUCCCCCAACCACAUACCUUUCGUACUACUAACUGCUUCGAUAAUCCAAUAAACAUAAUCUGCCCUU
Molecule: messenger RNA, 1655 nt
Organism: Somion occarium
Lineage: Eukaryota; Fungi; Basidiomycota; Agaricomycetes; Polyporales; Cerrenaceae
Source: the annotation of a GenBank genome assembly